AUGAAACGACAGAAUGUUCGCACGCUAUCGCUUGUGGUAUGUACGUUCACCUACCUACUCAUAGGAGCAGCGGUUUUCGAUGCUUUAGAAUCUGAUACAGAAAGUAAAAGAUGGGAAGUUUUGUCAGCCAUGAAGAAUGGUCUUGUGCGUAAAUAUAAUAUAACACCAGAAGACUACCAUAUGAUUGAGAUAGUAAUAAUAGAAAAUAAACCACACAAAGCAGGGCCUCAGUGGAAGUUUGCUGGUGCCUUUUAUUUCGCUACUGUUGUGCUAGCAAUGAUUGGAUAUGGUCAUUCUACACCUGUAACUGUUGGUGGAAAGGCAUUUUGUAUGGCUUAUGCAAUGGUUGGGAUACCGUUGGGACUAGUGAUGUUCCAGAGCAUUGGUGAGCGUCUUAACAAGUUUGCUUCAGUAGUUAUACGACGUGCCAAGUGCUAUCUUCGUUGCGAGACCACAGAGGCGACAGAAAUGAAUCUAAUGUUUGCUACAGGAAUGUUAUCAUCUAUAAUUAUUACCACAGGGGCAGCUGUUUUCUCGCGCUAUGAAGGCUGGAGCUACUUUGACAGUUUCUAUUACUGCUUCGUAACCCUAACUACAAUUGGAUUUGGGGAUUAUGUUGCCUUGCAAAAUGAUCAAGCCUUAACCAGCAAGCCAGGCUAUGUGGCUCUGAGUCUCGUAUUCAUUUUGUUUGGUCUGGCAGUGGUGGCAGCCAGCAUCAAUUUGCUAGUCCUCCGUUUUAUGACAAUGCAAGCCGAGGAGAACGCUCGCGACGAGGACAAAGAAGGUUCCAGAACAAUGUUGCCGAUCGACGGGCACCCGAUAGCGUCACGCCAACGUUCUCACGACGACCAGGCCUCUGCAGGCAGUAGGUACGGUACAUACGAUACGGGUGGGUACGCGCAUAUGCAUCGGACGGCAUAUGCAGUGUGCUCGUGCGACUGCCUCGGCAACAAGCAGUGCGAGGGCGGAGCGCUGCUUCCGAGCGAGCGGGCGCCGCGCGCGCUUCGCCGCCGCGCCUCGCUGGCGAUGGCCCCCGACCUCGUCGAGCGCGCCAGCGUC
This is a messenger RNA of Iphiclides podalirius (scarce swallowtail), 1059 nucleotides long. NCBI's taxonomy places the organism in Eukaryota, Metazoa, Arthropoda, Insecta, Lepidoptera, Papilionidae. The record is from the annotation of a GenBank genome assembly.